Zasmidium cellare ATCC 36951 is the source of this 1368-nucleotide messenger RNA. RefSeq names its product glycoside hydrolase family 16 protein. Gene Ontology annotation, molecular function: hydrolase activity, hydrolyzing O-glycosyl compounds. Bases 1 to 1368 code for a protein of 455 amino acids. Gene Ontology annotation, biological process: carbohydrate metabolic process. NCBI's taxonomy places the organism in Eukaryota, Fungi, Ascomycota, Dothideomycetes, Mycosphaerellales, Mycosphaerellaceae. The record is from RefSeq and is a predicted model, not a curated record. The transcript has 2 exons.
AUGGACUAUCACCACGGCACGGCCACCACAACGGCCACCAACAGUCCCCGCCCUGGCACGCCAGACGAGAACGACCACAUCGAGCCCGCUCAACAACACAACCCCUUCCAAACCCCGUACGGCUCCAUACCCGCCUCUGCUGUCGGCUCGUCGACAGGCUUCCAAGUCCAAGCACCUCCAAGAUACUUCCACUCGAGAAGAAUAAACCGAGCAGAGAUUGAAAAGCCAUGGCUAGACAAGAAGGAUCCCAAAGAGAAAUGGGUCACCAUCAUCCCCAUCCUUGGCAUGGUGCUCGGUAUUGCCCUCACCGGCUUCUUGAUCUAUGAGGGUCUGCAGACAAUCUCAAACCACGUCUACUGCCCUGUGCUGGACGAAGACUUCUCUGGAGGUCUCAACCCCAAGGUCUGGACGAAGGAAGUUGAGGUUGGAGGCUUUGGCAACGGCCAGUUCGAGCAAACCACCAACACCGACGAGAAUGCUUUCAUCCAAGACGGCAUGCUUCACAUCAAGCCCACCCUCCAAGACCAGAAGCUCAUGGAAUCUAACAAUGUCAUCAACCUGCUCAAAGACGGUUCUUGCUCGUCUGAUAUCUGGUCCAACUGUGUCGCUGUCACCAACACCACCAACGGCACCGUCAUCAACCCCGUCAAGUCCGCUCGCGUGAGCACCAAGGCUGGUCCCCGCAUCAAGUUCGGCCGUGUCGAAGUCGUCGCCCAGAUCCCCGAAGGUGACUGGAUGUGGCCCGCCAUCUGGCUCCUCCCCGCCAACGACACCUACGGCCCCUGGCCCGCGUCAGGUGAAAUCGACAUCAUGGAAUCCCGCGGCAACAACUACACCUACCCACAAGGCGGCAACAACAUCGUCUCCUCCGCCCUGCACUGGGGACCUACCUCGAGCGCCGACGCCUGGUGGCAAACCAACGUCAAGCGCGAAGCCCUCCACACGACCUACUCCGCCGGCUUCCACACCUUCGGCCUCGAAUGGACCGAGAAAUACCUCUUCACCUACAUCGACACCCGCCUCCUCCAAGUCCUCUACACGCCGUUCAACAAACCCUUCUGGCAACGCGGCGACUUCCCCGUCGCAGACUCCAACGGCACCCGGCUUGUCGACCCGUGGAGCCAGACGGGCCGCGACGCCACCCCCUUCGACCAAGACUUCUACCUCAUCCUCAACGUCGCCGUCGGCGGCACGAACGGCUGGUUCGAGGACGGCGUCAAGAGCAAGCCUUGGGUCGACGCCAGCAGCACCGCCAAGCGCGACUUUUGGAAUGCCCGCGACCAGUGGUAUCCCACGUGGGAGAAGAACGGCCAGAUGGUCAUCAAGAGCGUCAAGAUGUGGCAGCAGCAAGGUUACAAUGGCUGUUAA